This is a messenger RNA of Verruconis gallopava, 1583 nucleotides long. RefSeq lists its product as uncharacterized. The record is from RefSeq and is a predicted model, not a curated record. Gene Ontology annotation, biological process: retrograde transport, endosome to Golgi. The transcript has 3 exons. Gene Ontology annotation, cellular component: cytoplasm; late endosome. Gene Ontology annotation, molecular function: oxidoreductase activity. Lineage: Eukaryota; Fungi; Ascomycota; Dothideomycetes; Venturiales; Sympoventuriaceae. The coding region runs from base 185 to 1423 and encodes 412 amino acids.
AGUACAAUCGAAGGCUCCGCUUUCCGCACGCCGACUAUGAUCAUAUCUCACUGGGCUACAUAAAAGUACGUCGACGGACGAGAAUCUCUUGUUCACCAGUCCUGUACAAAAAUCUGCUCCGACAGGGAUCCACUGCACAAGCGACGAGUUUAGACAAUCUCUACUUUACCUGCUCUCGGCUGAGAUGGCUUCGUCAAAUACAAUCAUCGUUGGAAGCGGCAUCAUAGGCUUGUCAACGGCGUACUACCUCUCCAAGUCACCCAGCACACAAGCGCAAAGCAUUCAUCUCGUCGACUCGUCGCAGGAGUUAUUUCAGUGCGCGUCGGGUCUUGCAGGAGGGUUCUUGGCCGCAGACUGGUUCGCGCCCGCUGCCUCUGCGCUGGGAGCGCUGUCGUUUAAGCUGCACCGAGAGCUGGCAGAGAAACAUGACGGACGAGAGAAGUGGGGUUAUUCUCCCAGCGUUUCGGUGUCGUACGCGAUAUCCAGGAGCAACAAAGUCAAGACUGUCCGGAGUCCGAAUUGGGUCGUAGACCAUGCGUCGUGCGCGACCGCAGCAGGCUGUCCUGAACCUGGCGAUGGAGAAGGUCCGACGUGGCUGACUCGCUACGAAGGGGACGACCUCGAAAGGCUGAGCAAAGGUACCACGACUGCUCAGAUAGAUCCAAAGAAGCUGUGUGAGUGGCUGUUGGACCAGUGCGUUCGGAGAGGUGUGCAGCUACACCAGCCAGCAAGCGUUCUCAGCGUCAGCAAGGACGCGAGGGACGAGCUGGCAGGCGUACGCAUCCUGAGCGCGAAAGACGGGACGGAAACGGACAUUCCAUGUUCGAGGAUCGUCGUCACCGCGGGGCCGUGGACGCCCAGCGUGUUCCGCACUCUGUUCCCACGCUCCAACACGGUGCUUCCCAUCACGCCUCUGGCCGGCCACUCGCUGCUUCUGCGCUCUCCACGCUGGACGAGCGGCGAGGCGGACGCCCACGCCGUGUUCUGCACCGACUCGCCCGGAUUCCAACCGGAGUUCUUCUCGCGCACCUGCGGAGAGAUCUGGUUUGGCGGAUUGAACAACAGUGCUAUUCCCUUGCCUCCGAGUGCUGACAAAGCCCAGCCGGAUCCAGACGCAGUAAAGCAGCUUGUGCAUAUGGCGAAACAACUGCUUGGUGUGCCGGGGAAGGACGACUUGCAAGUGGUAAGGGAGGCGUUGUGCUUCAGACCCGUUACGCCAAGCGGACUGCCCAUCGUCAGCCGGGUUCCGGACGAGACGCUGGGCGACGGGCUGAAGACCAGAGGUGGUGGCCAAGGCGGCGUGUUCGUCUCUGCUGGUCACGGUCCAUGGGGCAUAGCCCUCUCUCUGGGGACGGGGAAGAUACUCUCCGAAUUGGUCGAAGGGUUUGAGCCGUCGUGUAAAAUCGAUCAGCUGGUCUUGUAGACAUUGCGACAAAAGGGUGCUUUACUUGUUUAGUCUUUUACGCUUCUACACACAAAGCGGGUAUCUGUGCCUAUCUCAUACACUUCCAGAUGUCCCGACAUGACCAGCAUCCCGAACCCAGAUCUAAGCAGAAAACAAAAUUUCAUGACCAAUACCAUCG